UUUUUGGAAUUGAGCGGUUGUGUCGCGCGUCGAUCGCGGAUUCAAAAUAAUUUCGGUUUGCUAGAACAGCUCCUUUUCGGUUCGAAUCGAGAAUACGGUUAACGCGAAUUCAAAUAAGAAGCAUUUUUGCUAAUAUAUUUAUUUUGCAUAUAUUUAUGCUCUUAAAGUGUGCAAACGAAAUACCUUCGAAAAGUGCCUUUUUACCAAGAGUCUUGGUAACACAAAUACCAACGCAAGAGACUGAGGCUUAAGAUAGUAGUGUGCGUGUAACCACUUUUUUACCUGGUAUUACCUGUUUGCGACGCGAGCGAGAGAGAGAGAGACGGCAAACGAAAGAAGGAGAGUGCCAAAGCAGACGAGUGAAAGAUAAAAGUAAACGAAAACGAAGUAGCGGGGCGGCGGCAGCAGCUGCAGCCAAAUCGGAAGUACCGUCGCUACAGUCAGGGCGCGCACUGUACGCACUGCAGCAUUAUUUGUGUUAUAUUUAGGGGUUUGAUUGCUCCGCACAUCGAUUUGUUAUUGAUAAUUCCGCGUUGCCAUGAGAAUGCAGUGCAAACAAGCGGCGCGUUAGUCCCACACACACACACACACACUCAGCGGUGGAGUCACAAAGUGGAAGAGGAGGCACAGCACACGGUGUUAAAGCUAAAGGUGUGUGGAGAGCGGUGAUCGCGACAGUGCGAGUUAGAGUGCUAGUGCAUUAGUGUGAGUGAGCGGAUAAUACUGGGUGAUUCACAAAGAAGUGCUCAAAAGUGCUCCAAAGUGCUCCGGCAGAGAGAUGGCGCUUUGUCGCUAGUCGCUAGUUUCCACAAAAGUCCAGCGAUCGCCCGGAAGCGACUGCAGCAGCAACAUGUCGGCGAAUCCGGCUCCAACUUCACAUCGUAAUCCCGCCCAGCAACAGACGCACCAGCAGCACAAGCGAAAAUGCCGACAGCCCCACGUUCCCGCGAGACUGCUCCUGGCCAGUAUUGUGGUGCUCGGCUUCUUGUCUCCCGCCCUCGCACUGCAAUCCGCGCCGGACAGGUCGUACUCCACCGAUAAUCGAAAGCCCGCCUUUAAGAACUGUGCUGGCUACGCGCCGAAGGUGAAGGAGGAGCAGCCGGAGAACACAUACGUCUUCCGUGUUGAGGCAGUGGACCCCGAUCCCGACCAGGUCAUCCGCUACAGUAUCGUGCAGUCGCCGUUCGAGCGACCCAAGUUCUUCAUAAAUCCCAGUUCCGGCACGAUUACCACCACGCACACCUUCGACCGGGACGAGCCCAUCCACGAGAAGUUUGUCUUCGUCACCGUCCAGGCCACGGAUAACGGCCUGCCGCCGCUCGACGACGUCUGCACGUUCAACGUCACCAUAGAGGAUAUCAACGACAAUGCACCGGCCUUCAAUAAGGCUCGCUACGAUGAGUCAAUGUCGGAAAAUGCCCAGCCCGAUUCGGUGGUGAUGUCCAUCAGCGCCAGCGACUUCGACGAUGGAAACAACAGUAUCGUAGAGUAUGAGAUCUUGCGGGAGCGCGACUUUCAAUAUUUCAAAAUAGACAAAGAGUCGGGAAUCAUCUAUCUGAAGCGGCCAAUUGACAAGCGUCCCGGCCAGUCGUAUGCUAUAAUCGUGCGAGCCUACAACAUUGUGCCCGAUCCGCCGCAGGAUGCACAGAUCGAAGUACGAAUCCGAGUUGUGGAGUCCUCGAUCAAGCCGCCGUCCUUCGUGGAUCCCAUCGAUACGCCCAUUUACCUAAAGGAGAACCUGAUAAACUUCUCACAGCCGAUAGCCACAUUGCGGGCAGUUUCCAACAUGCCGGACAAGCCGGAGGUUAUCUUUGAGCUGAACACCGGCCGGACGGAGCAAACGAACAGCAAGAACACAUUCGUGUUUAACCAGAUCGGAAACGAGGUAACCAUUAGCCUGGGCAAGCAACUGGACUACGAGUCCAUCACAGACUACACGCUGACUAUGAUAGCGCGCAACACACACGAGCUGGGGACGGAGCAUCAGAUCAAGAUCCGUGUGGAGGACGUCAACGAUAAUAUUCCUUACUUCACGGAGGUAAAAUCCGGCACGAUUCUGGAGAACGAACCGUCGGGCACACCCGUCAUGCAAGUGCGUGCUUUUGACAUGGACGGUACGGCGGCCAAUAACAUUGUGUCCUUCGAGCUGGCGGACAACCGAGAGUACUUCACCAUCGAUCCCAACACGGGCAACAUCACUGCGCUCACCACUUUCGAUCGCGAGGAGCGUGACUUCUACAACGUUAAAGUUAUUGCCAGCGACAACUCGCCCUCGAGCCUGUUCACUAAUGGCGAACCGAAUCGUGGCCACCAGGUGUUCCGCAUCGCCAUCGGCGACAAGAACGACCACAAGCCGCAUUUCCAGAAGGAUAAAUAUCUGGCGGACAGGCUGCUGGAGGACGCUAAUACCAAUACCGAAGUGAUCGAGGUUAAGGCCGAGGACGAAGACAACGCUUCGCAGAUCCUGUACAGCAUCGAGAGCGGCAAUGUUGGCGAUGCCUUUAAGAUUGGUCUUAAGACCGGUAAGAUUACUGUUAAUCAGAAACUGGACUACGAAACGAUCACGGAAUACGAGUUGAAGGUGCGAGCAUUUGAUGGCAUCUACGAUGAUUACGCUACGGUUGUGAUUAAGAUCGAGGAUGUGAACGAUAAUCCGCCAGUUUUCAAGCAAAACUACAGUAUAACAAUACAGGAAGAGACCAUAUAUGAAAAUUGCAUCCUAACAGUAGAAGCCUACGAUCCAGACAUUAAGGACCGCACCGCAGAUCAGCAUAUUGUCUAUUCGAUCCAUCAGAACGAAGCUAACCGCUGGACCAUUGACAACAGCGGCUGUCUGCGAUUGGUCAAGACGCUGGAUCGGGACCCGCCUCAUGGCCAAAAGUACUGGCAGGUGCUGAUCAAAGCCAAUGAUGAGGACGGAGUGGGAAGCACGGUCAGCACGGUGAAGGCGGUCACGAUCACACUGAAAGACAUCAACGACAAUGCGCCGUUCCUGAUCAAUGAAAUGCCUGUGGUAUGGCAGGAGAACCGAAAUCCCGGCAACAUUGUCAAGCUGGAGGCCAAUGACUAUGACGAUACCCCGGGUGCAAGUGACUUCACAUUCGGCAUCGACAGCGAGGCCUCACCGGAUGUCAAGACGAAGUUUAGCAUUGACGGAGAGUACUUGCACGCCAACGUGCAGUUCGAUCGAGAGCAGCAAAAGGAGUACUACAUUCCCAUUCGAAUCAGUGACUCUGGUGUUCCACGGCAGAGUGCAGUGAGCAUCCUGCAUCUGGUGAUUGGCGAUGUCAACGAUAAUGCCAUGUCUGAGGGCUCUUCGCGCAUCUUCGUCUACAAUUAUCGGGGAGAAGCGCCUGACACGGACAUUGGUCGCGUGUUUGUUGACGAUCUGGAUGACUGGGAUCUGCCGGAUAAGAACUUUGAGUGGAAGGACAGCCAGACGCACGAGCAGUUCCGACUGAAUCCCAGUACCGGAAUGAUCACUAUGCUGCAGCAUACCGGCGAGGGAGAAUACUAUCUUCAGUUCACCGUCACCGAGGAUUCACCGAAUUUCAUGAGAAAUAUCGUGGAUGCAGAUGUCACGGUGGUGGUUAGGGAAUUACCAGAGGAGGCGGUGGACAAGAGCGGCAGCAUUCGGUUUAUCAACGUGACCAAGGAGGAAUUUAUUGGCGUCCCUCGUGACCCUGUGCCAGAUUCUCUUUCCAUUAAGGAUCGCCUGCAGCUCUCGCUGGCCAAGCUUUUCAACACCUCGGUGUCCAAUGUGGACGUCUUCACGGUCCUUCAAAAUGAGAACAACACUCUGGACGUGCGUUUCUCCGCUCACGGCUCACCCUAUUACGCACCCGAGAAGCUCAACGGAAUCGUGGCCCAGAACCAGCAGCAUUUGGAGAACGAACUGGAUCUGCAGAUGCUGAUGGUGAACAUCGACGAGUGCCUAAUCGAGCGUUUCAAGUGUGAGGCCUCCUGCACCAAUGAACUCCACAAGAGCUCUGUACCCUACAUGAUAUAUUCCAACAUAACAUCGUUUGUGGGUGUAAAUGCCUUUGUUCAGGCGGAGUGCACAUGCGAGGCUCCUUUAAUCAGUCACUGCUUAAACGGCGGCACAGCGCGGUUUGGAGAGAACGAUGUCUGCGACUGCGUUGACGGAUUCACCGGGCCGCACUGCGAACUCGUCUCCGUGGCCUUCUACGGCUCUGGAUAUGCCUUCUAUGAGCCCAUUUCCGCCUGCGACAACACAAAGAUCAGCUUAGAGAUCGCGCCUCAGAUCGACCAAGGUCUCAUCAUGUACCUGGGGCCGCUGAACUACAAUCCACUGCUGCCACUCACGGACUUCCUGGCUCUGGAGCUGGACGAUGGCUAUCCGGUGUUGACUGUGGACUAUGGCUCUGGUGGAAUGCGCAUCCGGCAUCACCACAUCAAGAUGCUGGCUGAUCACACUUACCACCUUGAGAUUAUCCUGCAGCGCACCAAUAUCGAGAUGACUGUGAACAACUGCCGGCUGUCCACCUGCCAGACUCUGGGCGCACCGGUGGGACCCAAUGAGUUCCUGAACGUGAACGCCCCCCUGCAACUGGGCGGCACUCCGGUGGACCUGAACCAACUGGGACGACAGCUUAACUGGACGCAUGUGCCCAGUCAGAAGGGCUUCUUUGGGUGCAUCCGCAACCUGACGAUCAACGAGAAAACCUACAACCUGGGUAUGCCCUCCGUCUUCCGCAACAUCGACAGUGGGUGCCAGCAGUCCGUUGCAGUUGCGUUCAGCUUUGGCAUCGAUCGCAACUUCAUUAUUGCGAUUAUUGUCUGCCUGGCGCUGCUGCUGAUCAUCCUGCUUGCCGUGGUGGUCCAGAAGAAGCAAAAGAAUGGAUGGCAUGAGAAGGAUAUUGACGACAUCCGCGAGACUAUCAUCAACUACGAAGACGAGGGCGGCGGCGAGCGGGACACGGACUACGAUCUGAACGUAUUGCGCACACAGCCGUUCUACGAGGAGAAGCUCUACAAGGAUCCGCAUGCGUUACAAUCCAGCAUGCGUGAUCCCAACGAUAUACCCGACAUAGCCGACUUCCUGGGCGACAAGAAGGAGAACUGCGACCGGGAUGUCGGCGCCUUCACAGUGGACGAUGUGCGCCACUAUGCUUACGAGGGCGACGGUAAUUCGGAUGGCAGCCUGUCCAGCCUGGCGUCCUGCACCGACGAUGGCGAUCUCAACUUCGACUACCUGUCCAACUUUGGACCGCGCUUCCGCAAACUGGCCGACAUGUACGGCGAGGAGCCCUCGGACACAGACUCCAAUGUGGACGACGAUCAGGGCUGGCGCAUCUAGGACACUGUUCCAGCUGUGGGAAGCCAGACGAUGACGUAGAAAUUGAAAAGACUUUUUAUAUGCUAAGAGUUGUACGGAUGUUGAAUGUGCCGGACAAGGCGACGGCCUAGCCGGACCCAAAGUCGCUUCAAGAGAUAUAUAUAUAGGUAAACUAUAUAUUAUAUAUAUAUAUAUAAAUAUAUUUUUGUCGAGGAGUAUUGCAAGGGCUUAGGGGACACGUCUCUGUUUUUGUUUUGUAAAUGCAAAAAGUGAUCUUGAUCUUACGUAAACGAACUAUAUAAUUUAUACCUAAAACUAGUGUAGCUAAGCAAUGGCGAACAAAUCACAAAAGGCAGCAGAAUUGUUAUUGCUUCGACAUAUACACAAAUAAUCAAUUACGACCGAUAUCGAAAACCGAAUGUCCGCAAACGAAAUAUUCCUAGGAAAAAUAAUUCAAAGGCAGAAUGCAUUUUUUAAUGCAUAGCGAUGCAUAUUCCCAACACUAGUUAGUAACUUACUUUACGAUUUAUGUUUAACUAAUGGGCAUUACACAGUAUAAUACGAAGAAUUAUAUCGCGCUAGGGCCUAGACACGACAGAACUUCAUUCGAAACUACAAGAAAUUAACAAAUCAAAUCAAAUCAAAUCAAAGGAGAACUCAAAUCGAUAAGACAAGUCGGUAAAUAUAAGCUAAGUUUAAUCGUCAUCUAUGUAGACAUGUAAUCAAUCAAUCAGCGUACCAUAAGUUCUUAGGGUUGUCUUUUAGUUCAUGUAUAAACAGCAUAACCUUAUUUAAACUAAAUCGAAUCCCGGGAGAUAUCAGCUCUUCCUGUAACUAGAGAGUAACACGUGUGCAGCUGUAUUCAUAAUAGAUAUAUAAAUAAAUAUAUUGAGACAUAUCGAUGUAAGAGAAUAAUGUUCAAUAAAUCAAUGCGAUAUCUAUUUUUGU
Messenger RNA from Drosophila serrata, 6247 nucleotides. RefSeq names its product DE-cadherin (gene shg). Gene Ontology annotation, molecular function: calcium ion binding. Gene Ontology annotation, cellular component: cell-cell junction; plasma membrane. Lineage: Eukaryota; Metazoa; Arthropoda; Insecta; Diptera; Drosophilidae. Gene Ontology annotation, biological process: homophilic cell-cell adhesion. The record is from RefSeq and is a predicted model, not a curated record.